AUGCAACCAACGGCGAUGCUUCCUAAACUUACAGAUUCGACUCAAACAAUAUCAUUCUCUGAAGGUGACGGCGUCUGCAGCUCCGAAGUAUAUUCGUCAGACGUGGUAGUGACAACAAAUGCUGGUAACCACAACCAUGGCAGUUCCAAAGUGAAGCUCAAGAGCCUCGUCGAUUAUAACUGGGAACCUAAAUUCUACUCCGGACAACUCCUUGCUGUUCAUAUAAGUGGACAGUACCUAGCAUAUAGUAUUAAAGCUCCCAAUGCUGCCGACCCUGGCAGCUGGAAUGGUAUGGUGAGAGUUGUGUACAACCCUGAGCCUGGGAUUGACAGAAGAGCACUCAUAAAAGGCAUGAAAGGAGAGGUUCUAGACCUGGCAUUUGCACAUAUCCAGAACCAAAUAUUACUGGCCAGUAUUGAUGAAAUGGGAAAUUUUUAUAUCCAUGAAAUUGAAGUUACGGACAGCGGUCUGCGUUGCACCCUGUCAGCGGAGGUGCGUGAGGACACGGGUGCGUGUGUGGGUGGAGGCGUGCACCGAGUGGUGUGGUGUCCCUACAUACCUGAUGAAGACGACUCACCCGAUGAUGAUGUAGCCAGGUUGCUGCUCACUACACAUUCACAUCAGGCUCGUAUGUGGAACGUCCGCGCGAUAUGGUCUCUGUGUGCGGGCGGGGGCGGAGCUCCCUUGCCGUAUGUGUCGGCGGGGGCGGCGCUGGCGGCGGGCGCGGGACUAGCGGCGGGGAGCCACGCGGCGCCCGUGCUGGCCGCAGCCUUCUCUCCGGACGGCACCGCGCUGGCAACCGCCUCUCAAGACGGAUACGUCAUGUUCACACAGGUGUACAUGAACAAUGAGAUCAGUCCCCGCUGCCUCCACAAGUGGCAGCCUCACGAGGGCCAGCCGCUGAGCUGCUUGUUCUUCCUCGACAACCACAAGAAUUAUAACACCGACGUCCACUUCUGGAAGUUCGCGGUGACGGGUGCGGAGAACAACACGUGCAUCAAGAUCUGGUCGUGCAAGUCGUGGAGCUGCCUGCAGAGCAUCUCGUUGCGCGCGGGCCCGGGCGAGGCGGGCGUGGUGAAGGCGCAGCUGGACCCCAGCGCCGCCUACCUGCUGCUGUCGCACUCCAAGGCCCGCAGCCUGUACGUGCUGCACGUGGCGCGCGACCACGACGACGCUGCCGCCUACUGCCGCAGCAUAGCAGAGUUCCUGCUGCCCUACCCCGUGCUCAGCUUCUGUAUUGUGGACGCAGAGGAGCUGCCGGCCAAGUGUGAGUCGAGCUGCGACGACCCCUACCACAGGAACGGCUCGGCCGGGGACGCGACAGACUCGCCCGACGACUUUGACAUACACCACUCGGACGAGGAGGGAGGUCCGUCGUCGUCGCGGGUCCGGCUCCGUCUGUUCAUCGUGCAGCCCAAAGGUCUGCAGGAGGGCGAGCUGGUGUACACGCCGCCCGCACAGAACACACACAGAGAGCUAGUUGAUCUGAGCAUGGAAGAGGAAGUAGAGGACGCGGCCAAGAGCGUGCCGUCCAGCAUCCUGCAGCAACAGACGCAGCAGCUCAAGAACCUGCUCAUGAGGUCACAGACCCAACCAGGCAGCCUCAUCCCUCAAAGGCCGGAGUCCCCGUCCGCCAUGCCGCCCCUCAACCUCAUGACGCCCGACGCCUUCAGUUCUCCUGGUAAACGAGAGGACGACGACCCUCCCCUGUCGGCCACACCGGAGAUCACCAACAUAGCGAGGGCGAGCGGGGCGGAGGAGCCUCUGAACGGCGUGGGCGGGAAGACGUCGGGCGGCUCCAGCCCCAGCAGGGAGGUGAGGCAGAUCAUGGCCCACGACGCGCACUACUACGGACAUGUGGAGGACGAGGACGAGGCCAAGCCGAGCUCGACCAGCGAGGAGGUGUCGACGGUGCCGGUCGGGGAACUGUUCACUGGGGACUUGUUCAGCUCCACUGAGAAACCUCCGCCGCCUGCCAAACUGAAACAUGCCAACAGUGACACGUCGUGGCCGCAGAUAUCUCUGGAGCAGAUCACGGAGGCCAACCAGCGCAAGGCGUCCAGCGACAAGUCCAGCAGCCAGUCGCUCAACUCGCUCGUGACGCCCAUCAACCCGCCGCUGCCGCCCGCCCUACCGCCCGCCCUGCCCACACCGCUGGCCCCCACCCUGGCGGCUCCUCCUAAGCCUCCCUCCAUGGCGCCUCCCCCCAAACUGCCCACUAUAGUGCCCCCUCCCCUCCCCCCCAGCAUGCCCGCCCCGCCCGUGACGUCACUGGCUCCUCCCCCCGCCCCAGAAGUCGUCCCUGUUCCGGACGAAGUCAAGAAGAACCGGUGGGAAUCUUUAGAACAGAAGAUCGACAAGCUGACCGAGCUGGUGUCGUCUCAGGCGGUGGAGCUGCGCGUGUUGCGGGGGGAGGUGCGGGCCGUGCGGGAGGAGAGGGGGCUGGACCGGCAGAGGACCGCCGCCGCGCUCAGGGACGCUGUUAACGACGGUUGGGAGCGCAUCUCGGCCAUGGGCGAGGCGGCCAGCGCGCAGGCGGCGGCGGCGGCGGGCGCGGGCGCGGCGCGGGCCCUGGAGCCGCUGGCGCACGCUCUGCAGCACGAGCUGGCCGCCAAGCUGAGCGCCACGGACGCCCUGCUCAGGGACAACAUCGACAAGCUGUCGGUGACGGAGCGGCUGUCGUCGAGCGUGUCGUCGAUGGUGAGCGCGUCGGUGCGCGAGGCGGCGCGGGAGGCGCUGCGCCACGCGCUGGAGGCCGCGCUGCCCGCCGUCGAGCGAGCACACGCACAGCUGUUCAGGCAGAUCAACGCGGCCUUCCAACAGGGAACUAAGGAAUUCGCGGCCAACACGGAGGCUGCGUGUCGCGUGGCGGCGGAGCGCGGCGGGGCGUCGGCGGCGGGGUCUCUGCGGGCGGCGCUCGACAGACACGCGGAGGCUCUAGCCCGCGCCGCGCCCCUGCACCCGCAGCACGUGGCCGCGCAGAUCAAGGACGUGGUGCACGGUGUUCUAGAGAAGGAGCUGUCUUGGUGGCGUGAGCAGACUCGUGAACACGCUCGAGCGAUGACGGCCAGGGCUCUGUCACCCGCGAACACAACCUCCGCGCCCUCCGUCACCGACAGACAGAUGCAAGUGAGUCAGAUCCAGUCCCUGAUGCUGAGCGGGGACGUGAACGGCGCCUUCCAGCUGGCGCUGUCCGCCUCCGACCUGUCGCUGGUGGUGGCCGCGUGCCGGGCCGCGGAGCCCGCGCGCGUGCUGGGCCCGCCCUGCCGCCUCAAGCAGCACGUGCUGCUGUCGCUCGUGCAGCAGCUGGCCGCUGACAUGACCAAGGACACGCACCUCAAGCACCGGUACCUGGAGGAGGCGGUCAUGAACCUGGACACGUCCAACCCGGUGACGCGCGAGCACCUGCCCAUCGUGGUCCGCGAGCUCCAGAAGCAGAUCAUAUCGUUCCUCAACUCCAACCCGAGCCACUCCCUCAGCAGGCAGUUCCGGAUGCUGCUCAUGGCGACUGAGGCGCUGGUCAAGGGCGCCGUGUGA
Molecule: messenger RNA, 3537 nt
Organism: Danaus chrysippus (African queen)
Lineage: Eukaryota; Metazoa; Arthropoda; Insecta; Lepidoptera; Nymphalidae
Source: the annotation of a GenBank genome assembly